AUGCCACUCACGGCGGAGGAACUCAAGGCACAUCCUUCUUAUCAAAACUUGGAAUGGGAUCUGCCGCCGACGAGAGAGGGCCGGGCAGAGGUGGCGAAGGGGCGGAGCGGUGGGCCUUUCAAGCUGAACUGGGAGGUACAUGGAGAUGGGGACACGAAGUUAGUGUGGAUUAUGGGUCUAGGAGCCUACCGUACAGCAUGGAAACGACAGACCAAAUUCUUCGGCCAUGACCACGGAAAGACAUAUGCAUCACUCGUCUUCGACAAUCGCGGCAUGGGCCUCAGCGACAAGCCGACGUGUCGUUAUUCGACCUCGGAGAUGGCCAAGGACAUCGUGGAUCUCCUCAGGCAGAUAGGUUGGCUCGACACCGCCGCAGCAGCAACAACAUCAUCUCCCUCGAAACGCAACCUCCACAUCAUCGGCGUCAGCAUGGGCGGGAUGAUCGCGCAGGAACUCGCGGUGUUGAUCCCACAAUCCAUCGCGAGCCUCAUACUAGUAUCGACGUUCUCACGCAUGGUGCGGACGAUCCCGUUCGUCGAGAACCUGCGGCAGCGCAUCAACAUGUUCGUGCCGCGGGACAUCGACACGCAGCUGCGCGAGAUCGGCCAGCGGCUCUUCUCGGACGAAUUCCUCGCCCUGCCGGACACGGAGCACUCGGCGACCGACCCGACGCUCAACUACCCGACGAACUGGGACCGGUUUGCGGCCAACGAGCUCAAAAAGCGCAGCGACACCCAGGGCUUCACACGCAAGGGCUUCAUGUUGCAGGCCGUCGCGGCCGGCUGGCAUGUCAAGACGAAAGCCCAGUUGUUGGAGAUCAAGCACAAGGUGGGCGCCGAGAGGAUCGCCGUCGUCCAUGGCACGAUCGAUCGCAUGAUUACUUUCAAGCAUUUUGAGAUCAUUCGCGAGGAGAUGGGUGAGGGCCCCACGUAUAGGGUUUGGGAUGGCAAGGGCCAUGUCUUGAUGUGGGAGGAGGAAGAUGAGUUUAAUGCUUUCGUCAAGGAGUUCGUAGAUCGGAGGAGUGCUGGGAAGUGA
Molecule: messenger RNA, 1035 nt
Organism: Exophiala bonariae
Lineage: Eukaryota; Fungi; Ascomycota; Eurotiomycetes; Chaetothyriales; Herpotrichiellaceae
Exons: 2
Coding region: 1-1035 (344 amino acids)
Source: RefSeq, a predicted model, not a curated record